UCCUUCCAUUUUCCAGCUCCCUAUUUCAGUCAAAAUAUUUUCCAAGAAAGUUCCCACCCAAAAAAGAAAGAAAGAAAUAAAGAAAAUCCCCAGCCAGUCCUUGGCUCCAAAUCCGAAUUAUCUCUUGUAUAUUUCUACUUCGUUUCGUUGAUUAAGUUCAUCCAAAAGAUCCGUAACCAGAUCAAGAUAAUCUCUCAUUUUUGACUCCUUCUGAUUCUUGCAGAUAAAUUCCCUCUCUUCUCUCAACUCUAAAUAUUCUUUUUUUCCCUUUUUUUUUAACUAUUAGAUUCAAUUUCAUGCCAUUUUAGUGUAUUUAUUAAGUUCUGCAGUUCCAGUCUUUGGGGUUUUUUUGGUGAUCUGUUUUCAAGCUUAGGACUUACUGUAGCUUUCAUUUUAAGCCGAAGAAUCGAGAUUUAGGGUUUUGGGGUUUUUAAUUUUCUUUUUCAUUUGAUAGCCUGAAAUCAAGUGAGAAAGUUGGGUUUUUUUAUGUGUGGGAUCUGUUGAUUAGCGUUUGAUUGAACUCUGAUGAGACGCCGCCCAGUGGCGUUGGUUACUUCAGAAGCAAUGGAGAAGGGUUCCCCUAAGAAUCAACAAACCCGGCUCUGUUUAUUAGCUUCUUUAUCAGCUUUUUUCUGGAUUUUGCUUUUGUAUUUCCAUUUUGUAGUUCUGGGAGGCAGCACUGCAGUUGAGCAAUUAGUUAUAUCAGAACCAGUCAAAUUAGAAUCUCCUUUUGUUAAUGUUGAUUCCAUCCCUGCUCGGGUGACCGAUGCCCGUAUAGAGAAGGAGAAACCACCUGUGGAACCCGUUAGGAAUACAGCUGGUGAAAGGGUGGUGAAUUACCCGUUUAUGAGAGCUUUGAGGACGGUGGAAAACAAGAGUGAUCCAUGCGGGGGAAGGUAUAUUUAUGUGCAUAAUCUUCCUCCGAGGUUUAAUGAGAACAUGCUUAGGGAGUGUAAGAGUUUGAGUCUUUGGACUAAUAUGUGUAAGUUUACCAGUAAUGAAGGGCUUGGUCCCCCACUUGAGAAUGUGGAAGGGGUGUUUGAGAAUACCGGGUGGUAUGCCACAAAUCAGUUUGCAGUGGAUGUGAUAUUCAAUAAUCGGAUGAAGCAGUAUGAGUGCUUGACGAAUGAUUCUUCGAUUGCAGCUGCGAUUUUUGUGCCCUUUUAUGCGGGGUUUGAUAUAGCAAGGUAUCUUUGGGGAUACGAUAUCUCGAGGAGGGAUGCUGCUUCACUUGAUUUGGUUGAUUGGCUGAUGAAGAGGCCUGAGUGGGGUAUAAUGGGAGGGAAGGAUCAUUUUCUGGUGGCGGGGAGGAUUACAUGGGAUUUCAGGAGAUUAACUGAUGAGGAAUCUGAUUGGGGUAAUAAGCUUCUGUUUUUACCUGCUGCAAGGAAUAUGUCGAUGCUUGUGGUUGAGUCAAGUCCCUGGAACGCAAAUGAUUUUGGCAUUCCAUAUCCGACCUACUUCCAUCCUGCAAAGGAUGAGGAAGUGUUUGUCUGGCAAAAUCGGAUGAGAAAUUUGGAGAGAAAGUGGCUGUUCUCUUUUGCUGGUGCACCACGUCCUGGAAACCCCAAGUCAAUAAGAGGGCAGAUCAUCGAUCAAUGUAAGAAUUCAAAAGUGUGCAAGUUGUUGGAAUGUGAUUUUGGGGAGAGCAAGUGUCAUUCCCCAAGCAGUAUAAUGCAGAUGUUCCAGAGCUCCCUGUUCUGCCUACAACCCCAAGGAGAUUCAUACACACGGCGAUCUGCUUUUGAUUCAAUGUUGGCUGGUUGUAUUCCUGUCUUCUUCCAUCCUGGCUCGGCGUACACACAGUAUACUUGGCAUCUUCCUAAAAACUAUACUACAUAUUCAGUGUUUAUCCCAGAGGAUGAUAUUCGUAAAAGGAAUGUUAGCAUAGAGGAGAGGCUUAAUCAAAUUUCUCCCGAGCAAGUGAGGAUCAUGAGAGAGGCGGUCAUAAAUCUCAUUCCAAGGCUGAUAUAUGCAGAUCCUCGCUCUAAAUUGGAGACUCUUCAAGAUGCUUUUGAUGUUGCUGUACAGGCAGUCAUUGACAAAGUUACAAGGUUGAGGAGGAACAUUAUCAAAGGUCGUACAGAAUAUGAUAACUUUGUGGAGGAAAAUAGUUGGAAAUAUGACUUGUUAGAUGAAGGACAGCGCGAGGUUGGAGCUCAUGAAUGGGAUCCUUUCUUCUCAAAACCAAAGGAUGAGCAGAGAGAUCAAUCUGCAGAAGCUGCAAAAAAUUCUUGGAAGAAUGAGCAGAGAGAUCGAUCUGCAGAAGCUGCGAAAAAUUCUUGGAAGACUGAGCAGAGAGAUAAAUCAUAAUUGGAAGUCAUGAAGCAGUAUAUAAAUUGAACUGAAGCUUAAUGCACCCUCCGAGUCUCAAAGCAAGAGUUACUGUUUUGAGUUGGGUAGAUUGCAGGUAUAACCUUGUGAAGGCCUUAUUGUGCAUCAACUACAGAUACUGCCACCAAGCAUAUCAGGCCCGAAUCCUUGUUUCAAACUAAAACAUAGAUAAAUAUUCUCUGCACCAAACACAGCCCUUGAUAAAGAAUUUUCUCCUUUCGAGCUACCAUUUGCGUAGUGAUUCUUUAAAACGUAUUGUUGUAGCUGAGAUUUUGUCAGUUUGUCUGUCUAUGUUCCUGUCUUAUCAAUGCAUAGAAGAAAUAAUAACUAAUAACUGGUGGUUUUUGCUUCA
This is a messenger RNA of Theobroma cacao (cacao), 2686 nucleotides long. RefSeq names its product Exostosin family protein (gene MUR3). NCBI's taxonomy places the organism in Eukaryota, Viridiplantae, Streptophyta, Magnoliopsida, Malvales, Malvaceae. Gene Ontology annotation, molecular function: glycosyltransferase activity. The record is from RefSeq and is a predicted model, not a curated record.